Molecule: messenger RNA, 951 nt
Organism: Bactrocera tryoni
Lineage: Eukaryota; Metazoa; Arthropoda; Insecta; Diptera; Tephritidae
Product: heparan sulfate 2-O-sulfotransferase pipe-like
Exons: 4
Coding region: 1-951 (316 amino acids)
Cellular component (GO): membrane
Molecular function (GO): sulfotransferase activity
Source: RefSeq, a predicted model, not a curated record
AUGCUGAUUCACAAUUUGAAUGCACACGAUUUAAAUAAUACCGUUAAGGCCGAAUUAGAUAUUCUUGUAUUCAAUCGUGUGCCCAAAACUGGUAGCAUACAAUUAAUAGAGCUAAUGCGCACGCUGGGAAAAGCACACAACUUUGAGGUGCAGGUCGAUCCGCAGAAUGGCGGCAUACGUACCCUGCUCGACGAGUCAGAAGAGCAAGAAUUAGUUGAUAAUAUUGCAAGCUUAGAGGAUGGCACUGUCUUUGUUAGCCAUGUGAAUUAUUUAAACUUUUCCAAAUUUGGCGCAUCACGUCCAAUUUAUGUGAAUAUGGUGCGCGAUCCGGUGGAGCGGGUCAUUAGUUGGUACUACUAUAUAAGAUCGCCAUGGAUAUUUGUACCGAACCGCCGCAAGAGUAACAGAGAAAUGCCAAACCCGAAAUGGGUGAAUACAGAGUUCGAUCAGUGCGUGUUGAGUGGAGAGAAAGCGUGCACGUACAUUGAGGGUUCGGCUAUGGAGCAAGUAGGAGAUCAUCGUCGGCAAACAUUAUUCUUCUGCGGUCACAAUCAGCGCAAAUGCACUCCCUUUAAUACUAAAUUACCACUGGAAAUUGCUAUGCAAACGGUGGAGAGGGAAUACGCUGUGGUGGGCACGUGGGAGGAUACGAAUGUGACACUGAGCGUUUUGGAAAAUUACAUACCGUCUUAUUUCCGCGGUGCUAAAAAUAUCUAUUACAUGGGUCUGAAUAAGGACAUCCGGAAUUAUAAUCCGAUGAAACCACACAUUAGUGAAGAUAUCAAAAAUAUGUUACGUAAAAACUUUACUCGCGAAAUUGAAUUCUAUCAGUUUUGUCGCCAACGUCUCCAUAAGCAAUAUAUAGCCCUCAAAUUAAAUGAUCUUAAGCAGGUUGAUAAAGAUUUGCAGGAACCACGUGAUUUAGCGCCACGUGAACCUAAAAUACAUUAA